Harmonia axyridis is the source of this 1887-nucleotide messenger RNA. RefSeq names its product elongation factor 1-alpha 2. NCBI's taxonomy places the organism in Eukaryota, Metazoa, Arthropoda, Insecta, Coleoptera, Coccinellidae. The coding region runs from base 155 to 1540 and encodes 461 amino acids. The transcript has 3 exons. Gene Ontology annotation, biological process: translational elongation; translation. The record is from RefSeq and is a predicted model, not a curated record. Gene Ontology annotation, molecular function: translation elongation factor activity; GTPase activity; GTP binding.
UGCUGGUACAUUUCAACUUGUUUCAAAGUAUUACAGUAGAUUUUUCGAUUGAGAGCUUAUUUCUUGAAAUUUUCGCGAAAACCUUGACAGGAUCAGUCAAAAUUCGUAUUUUACUUAAUUUUUGAGUGAUUUUGAGGUUUUUUGAAAGUUAAAUAUGGGUAAAGAGAAGGUUCAUAUCAACAUUGUUGUCAUAGGACAUGUAGAUUCUGGAAAGUCAACAUCAACAGGUCACUUGAUUUACAAAUGUGGUGGUAUAGACAAGCGUACCAUCGAAAAGUUCGAAAAAGAGGCCCAAGAGAUGGGUAAAGGUUCAUUCAAAUAUGCCUGGGUUUUGGACAAGUUGAAGGCUGAACGUGAACGAGGUAUCACUAUCGACAUUGCCCUAUGGAAAUUCGAGACUGCCAAAUACUAUGUUACUAUUAUUGACGCCCCUGGCCACAGAGACUUCAUCAAGAACAUGAUAACUGGAACUUCGCAGGCAGAUUGUGCUGUUCUCAUUGUAGCUGCUGGAACCGGUGAAUUCGAAGCUGGAAUUUCGAAAAAUGGCCAAACAAGGGAGCACGCAUUACUUGCUUUCACUCUAGGUGUCAAACAACUCAUCGUUGGUGUCAAUAAAAUGGAUUCCACCGAACCCCCUUAUUCAGAAGGCAGAUUUGAAGAAAUCAAGAAGGAAGUGUCAUCUUACAUUAAAAAGAUUGGUUACAACCCGGCUGCAGUUGCUUUUGUACCGAUUUCAGGCUGGAACGGAGAUAACAUGUUGGAACCCUCCGACAAGAUGCCAUGGUUCAAGGGGUGGUCUAUUGAGAGGAAAGAGGGCAAAGCAGAAGGAAAGACUUUGAUUGAAGCUCUGGAUGCUAUCUUACCACCUUCCCGUCCAACAGAAAAGGCACUUCGUCUUCCAUUACAGGACGUCUACAAAAUCGGCGGCAUCGGAACUGUACCAGUAGGAAGAGUAGAAACCGGAAUCCUAAAACCGGGCAUGGUAGUGACUUUCGCCCCCGUAGGACUGACUACUGAGGUAAAAUCAGUCGAGAUGCAUCACGAGGCCCUGCAAGAGGCCGUACCAGGCGACAACGUUGGCUUCAACGUGAAAAACGUAUCCGUCAAAGAGUUACGCAGAGGCUACGUGGCUGGCGAUUCCAAAAACAGCCCACCCAGAGGGGCUGCCGACUUUACCGCCCAGGUUAUCGUGCUGAACCACCCGGGCGAGAUUGCCAACGGUUACACGCCCGUUUUAGAUUGCCACACCGCCCACAUUGCCUGCAAAUUCGCCGAGAUCAAAGAGAAAUGUGACCGCCGUACCGGCAAGACAACAGAGGUUAACCCGAAGGCUGUCAAAUCUGGCGACGCCGCAAUCAUCAACUUGGUCCCGUCCAAGCCGAUGUGCGUCGAAUCCUUCCAGGAGUUCCCGCCCCUUGGGCGUUUCGCCGUGCGGGACAUGAGGCAGACCGUUGCGGUGGGCGUGAUCAAAUCGGUCAAUUUCAAGGACACGGCGGGCAAGGUUACAAAAGCCGCCGAGAAGGCGCAGAAAAAGAAAUAACUAGGCAUAGCCGCGUCUAUUGUCGGCACCAAUAAAGGCCCCAAGAACGUCUUCAUCGAUCGUUAUUAUUUGCCGUUUUCUAGAUGGCUUCAACAGGAUUACUUUCAUCGGAAGGAGUUCAGGAGGAAAAACGCAUUGUUAUUGUCUAUUGUUCCAAGUUAAAUUUUAUUAUAUCCGUUUUUAUUAUUUAUUAUUGCUGUGUUGUUUCCUUUUUCCUGUUUUCGAGGAUUGAAGAAGAGGCAUUCUAGUAGGUUAAGUUGUUUGAAUUUUUGUUAUUCACUUUGAUGAUGAUAGACUUGAAUCUAGUUGCUAUGUAUUAUGACUUCUUGAGUAAACGAUAAAGAAGU